AAGGUCUACAAGAAGAAUUGGAGUAUCCUCCAAGCCACGACACAAUUGAAAUUGAAACAGCGGAAAGCUCCUUCAUUUUGCAGAUUCAUCCCAUUUUCUAUCAUCGAUCCAAAGAUUUUUGUCUAAUCCCUUUCAAUGUCGAUCUUUGAAUACAAUGGAAGUGCCUUAGUAGCCAUGGUGGGGAAGAACUGUUUCGCCAUUGCCAGCGAUCGUCGGCUCGGCGUUCAGCUUCAGACCAUUGCCACAGACUUCCGAAGAAUUUAUCAGAUCCAUGACAAGCUAUUCAUCGGUCUUUCUGGGCUCGCAACCGACGCCCAAACUCUGCAUCAGCGUCUUGUGUUUCGUCAUAAGCUCUAUCAGCUUCGGGAAGAGAGGGAUAUGAAGCCUGAAACGUUUGCAAGCCUUGUUUCGGCCAUUCUUUAUGAGAAAAGGUUUGGUCCAUAUUUCUGCCAGCCAGUAAUUGCUGGCCUGGGAGAGGAUGAUAAGCCCUUUAUUUGUACAAUGGAUUCAAUUGGAGCAAAGGAACUUGCAAAAGACUUCGUCGUUGCUGGUACUGCAUCCGAGUCUCUUUAUGGUGCCUGUGAAGCAAUGUUCAAACCUGACAUGGAAUCUGAAGAGUUAUUUGAGACGAUCUCCCAAGCAUUGUUAUCAUCAGUAGAUCGGGAUUGUUUAAGUGGUUGGGGAGGCCAUGUCUAUCUUGUGACACCGAGUGAAGUAAUAGAAAGGACUUUGAAGGGAAGGAUGGACUGAGAGGUAAAAGUAGAAGGAAAAAGAGAAGAGUUUAUCUUUGUGUUGUAAUCCAUUAUCAUAUGGGGAUGUUGAGAUUAUAGUUUAUUUGAAUUGUUUGGCUAGCCUAUGUUGGAUUUCUUGAAGAAAAAUGAACUUCUAUUGGUUUUUUUUUCCCAUCAAUACUUACAAGUUAACUGGGACUUCAUUUGAACCAAAUACAUAAGUUUGAAUCUAUUACCACAUUAUUGCAU
Impatiens glandulifera is the source of this 980-nucleotide messenger RNA. RefSeq names its product proteasome subunit beta type-3-A-like. Bases 136 to 750 code for a protein of 204 amino acids. NCBI's taxonomy places the organism in Eukaryota, Viridiplantae, Streptophyta, Magnoliopsida, Ericales, Balsaminaceae. Gene Ontology annotation, cellular component: proteasome core complex, beta-subunit complex; proteasome core complex. The record is from RefSeq and is a predicted model, not a curated record. Gene Ontology annotation, biological process: proteasome-mediated ubiquitin-dependent protein catabolic process. The transcript is spliced from 7 exons.